This is a messenger RNA of Budorcas taxicolor (takin), 1113 nucleotides long. RefSeq names its product Y-box-binding protein 1-like. Gene Ontology annotation, cellular component: nucleus. Gene Ontology annotation, molecular function: nucleic acid binding. The coding region runs from base 1 to 1113 and encodes 370 amino acids. The record is from RefSeq and is a predicted model, not a curated record. Lineage: Eukaryota; Metazoa; Chordata; Mammalia; Artiodactyla; Bovidae. The transcript has a single exon. Gene Ontology annotation, biological process: regulation of gene expression.
AUGAGUGAGGCGGGAGAGGCCACCCUCACGGAUGUGGCCACUUUCUUCUGUCCUCAUGCUGCGUGGAAACCCCUAGCAUCCUUGAGAGGCAGAGACCAGAACCUCGCCCUAGACACAGGCCACCUCAGCGGGGAUGGGAUCCCCAAGGCCACCAUCAGAGGCGCCAAGGGAAAGGUGCCUAAGAAUGUCAUCGCUAAGAGGGUCCUAGGCUCUGUCGUGUGGUUUAAGGAGAAGAAAGGGUAUGGCUUCAUCAGCAGGCAUGAUACCCAGGAAGAUGUGUUUGUUCACUAUACAGUCAUCACUGGGAAAAACCUCUGCAAGUACCAAGGCAGCGUGGACGAUGGCGAGACGUUGGAGUUCGACGUGGUGCAGGGUGAGCGGGGCACCAAGGCCGCUAACGUGACCAGGCCAGCGGGCACACCACUGAAGGGAAGCUGCUACACUGCCCACCGCACCAGCAUCCACCGGGGCCUCAGCAUCCACAGCCAUGCGCUGCCACCGCGAGGUCCCAAGAGCAAGAAAGGUGAUCCUGAUGAAAACGAGGGCAGCGGUGAAGGCUUUACUGUGGCCCAGGGCCUCAGAUGCCCUCUGCCUGGCCAUUCCCAAGACCAACGACUGAGGUGUUUCCUGCCCCUCCCGCAGGGCCCCAUCUGUGACCUGCCACCCAUCGAUCCUGGCUACCACCAGCGGCCCCUGGUCAGACCGGCAGCCUGGGUCUGCCCCAACGCAAGGCAAGAGGGGCAUCCUCGGCGGGGUCUGGGCCCCAGCUACCUGCUGAGUCGCCCUAGGGACCGAAGCACCACUCCUGUUCCAAGAUGCUCACCCGGCAUCUCGCAGGAGCUGGAGGAAGAGUACAGCGAGAGCAGGCACGAACCCAGCAGCCAUCCACCACAGAGGCCCCCUCCACGCUAUAGAUCCUGCCGUCCCCAAAACCCGUCCUGCCACCCACAGCAAGUGCCUGGCGCCCAGGGACAGGAUUCCGAUGGAGAAGACGGCAAGAUCAGGAAGAGCUCCACUGAAACACCUGCUUCUGUCUCUGUUGACAAGAAGAAUGAUGCCCCUGAGAAGGAGAACCCCUCGGUCAUGGAUGCGCCCUCUGUCGCCCAGGCCUAG